Messenger RNA from Paramuricea clavata, 692 nucleotides. The record is from the annotation of a GenBank genome assembly. Lineage: Eukaryota; Metazoa; Cnidaria; Anthozoa; Malacalcyonacea; Plexauridae.
GUUUACGUGUUGCAGUAUUGUUGGCAGCUGGAGGUCAGUUCAUCGGAACACUUUUAAGAUGUUUUCCACCUGAUAACAACUGGUUAUUAUCCACUAUCUUAAUAUGCUGCGGUCAGACAAUUAGUGGACUGGUUGCACCUAUUCCAUUAUCUGGUGGUGUGCUGUUGUCAGCAACGUGGUUUCCUAGCAACCAGCGAACAUUCUCAACUGCCGUAGUCAUGGCCGGUUCAUUCACGGGAAGUGCCCUUUCAUUUCUGAUUGGUCCAAUCCUGGUUGAUGACGUUGCCGAAACUGUGGUUGCGAAUAAGGAUGGUAGAUAUGUUUUAAACUCAGAACAAGAAAAGACAUAUUUCAGCCAAAUUAGCGCAAUGUUUAUUAUGGAAGCUGGACUUAUGGGGAUUUUAUUUCUUGGAAUAUUUCUUCAUUUUCCUGAUCGACCACCAAAACCUCCGAGUAGAUCAUCAGGAUCCGAACGGGCAGAUUUUAAGCGUGGUUUAUCGAAACUUUUGAGGAAUUUUAAUUUUUUAUUGCUGGCAUCGUUAUAUGGCGUUAGUUGUGGUGUGUACAGCGGUUGGUGUUCUGUUUUAGAUCAAAAUUUAGAGGAAUUUGGUGUGGGUCAGAAAUUCGCUGGAUGGUUGGGAUUUAUAGCAGUCAUUAGUGGUGCAUUCUCAGGAAUAUUCUUCUCUUUGUAA